AUGGAGAAUCAUUCAGAGAUCCCUGUUCAUGAGAAGCAACAUACAUGUGAACACUGCUCAAAGUCAUUUUCUCACGCUUCAAACUUGGAGAAACAUUUGCGAGUCCAUACUAGAAAGAAGCCCCAUUCGUGUGAGUAUUGCUCAAAGUCAUUUUCUUAUCCUUCAGACUUGAAGAAACAUUUGCGAGUCCAUACUAGUGAGAAGCCCCAUUCGUGUGAAUAUUGCUCAAAGUCAUUUUCUUAUCCUUCAGAUCUGAACAGACAUUUGCGUGUUCAUACUGGUGAGAAGCCGCCGUAUUCGUGUGAAUAUUGCUCAAAGACAUUUUCAAACUCUUCAAUCUUGGAAAAACAUUUGCAAUUCCAUACUAGUGAGAAACCCUAUUUGUGUGAAUAUUGUUCCAAGGCAUUUUCUCACGCUUCAGACUUGAAGAAACAUUUUCGAGUCCAUACUAGGGAGAAGCCCCAUUCGUGUGAAUAUUGCUCAAAGUCAUUUUCUUAUCCUUCAGAUCUGAAUAGACAUUUGCGUGUUCAUACUGGUGAGAAUCCGCCCUAUUCAUGUGAAUAUUGCACAAAGUCAUUUUCUUAUCCUUCAGACUUGAAGAAACAUUUGCGUGUUCAUACUGGUGAGAAGCCCUAUUCGUGUGAACAUUGCUCAAAGACAUUUUCACACUCAUCAGUCUUGAAAAAUCAUUUGCAAGUUCAUACUAGUGAGAAACCCUACUUGUGUGAAUAUUGCUCCAAGGCAUUUUCUCACGCUUCAGACUUAAAGAAACAUUUGCGAGUCCAUACUAGUGAGAAGCCGCAUUCGUGUGAGUAUUGCUCAAAGUCAUUUUCUUAUCCUUCACAUCUGAACAGACAUUUGCGUGUUCAUACUGGUGAGAAGCCGCCGUAUUCGUGUGAACAUUGCUCAAAGACAUUUUCAAACUCUUCAAUCUUGGAAAAUCAUUUGCAAUUCCAUACUAGUGAGAAACCCUACUUGUGUGAAUAUUGUUCCAAGGCAUUUUCUCACGCUUCAGACUUGAAGAAACAUUUUCGAGUCCAUACUAGGGAGAAGCCCCAUUCGUGUGAAUAUUGCUCAAAGUCAUUUUCUUAUCCUUCAGAUCUGAAUAGACAUUUGCGUGUUCAUACUGGUGAGAAGCCGCCCUAUUCGUGUGAACAUUGCUCAAAGACAUUUUCAAACUCUUCAAUCUUGAAAAAUCAUUUGCAAUUUCAUACUAGUGAGAAACCCUACUUGUAUGAAUAUUGUUCCAAGGCAUUUUCUCACGCUUCAGACUCGAAGAAACAUUUGCGAGUCCAUACUAGGGAGAAGCCCCAUUCGUGUGAGUAUUGCUCAAAGUCAUUUUCUUAUCCUUCAGACUUGAAGAGACAUUUGCUUGUUCAUACUGGUGAAAAACGCUAUUCGUGUGAACAUUGCUCAAAGACAUUUUCAAACUCUUCAGUCUUAAAAAAUCAUUUGCAAGUUCAUACGAGUGAGAAGCCCUAUUUGUGUGAAUAUUGCUCAAAGACAUUUUCUCAUGCUUCAGAUUUGAAGAAACAUUUGCGACUACACACUAGGGAGAAGCCCCAUUCGUGUGAGUAUUGCUCAAUGUCAUUUCCUUAUCCUUCAGAUCUGAAGAGACAUUUGCGUGUUCAUACUGGUGAGAAGCCCUAUUUGUGUUUACAUUGCUCAAAGACAUUUUCAAACUCUUCAAUCUUGAAGAAACAUUUGCGAAUUCAUACUAGAGAGAAGCCCUAUUUGUGUGAAUUGUGCUCAAAGGCCUUUUCUCACGCUUCAAACUUGAAGAAACAUUUGCGAGUUCAUACUGGUGAGAAGCCACCCUAUUCGUGUGAAUAUUGCUCAAAGUCAUUUUCUUAUCCUUCAGACUUGAAGAAACAUUUGCCUGUUCACACUGGUGAGAAGCCCUAUUCGUGUGACCAUUGUUCAAAAAAAUUUUCUUCUAGUUCAAUACUAAGAGUGCAUGUGAGAGUCCAUACUGGAGAAAAGCCCUAUACGUGUGACUGCUGUUCAAAAACAUUUUCUUAUUCUUCAGACUUAAAUAAACAUUUGAGAAUCCAUAAUGGCAAAAGGCCCUUUUCUUGUGACAGUUGUAUGAAGACAUUUUCUAAUCUUUCAAACUUCAAAGUACAUUUGAGGGUCCACACUGGUGAAAAGCCUCAUUCGUGUACCUAUUGUUCGAGGGCAUUUUCUUCGAGUUCCGACUUAAAGAGGCAUUUGAGGGUCCACACUGGUGAAAAACCUCAUUCGUGUGUUUGUUGUUCAAGGGCAUUUACUUCGAGUUCCGGGUUAAGGAAGCAUUUGAGAGUCCAUACUGGUGAAAAGCCCUAUUCGUGUGACUAUUGUUCUGAGGCGUUCACUCUACAUUCAACUUUCACAACACACAUGAGAGCCCAUACAUGUGAAAAACCUUAUUCGUGUCAUCGUUGUCCAAAGACGUUUUCAAAAGCUUCCAACUUAAGGCAGCACAAGAGGGUUCACACUGUCGAAAAGCCGUUUUCAUGUGAAUAA
This is a messenger RNA of Uloborus diversus, 2505 nucleotides long. Its product is annotated as zinc finger protein 91-like. Gene Ontology annotation, cellular component: nucleus. The record is from RefSeq and is a predicted model, not a curated record. The coding region runs from base 1 to 2505 and encodes 834 amino acids. The transcript has a single exon. Gene Ontology annotation, biological process: regulation of transcription by RNA polymerase II. NCBI's taxonomy places the organism in Eukaryota, Metazoa, Arthropoda, Arachnida, Araneae, Uloboridae. Gene Ontology annotation, molecular function: RNA polymerase II transcription regulatory region sequence-specific DNA binding; DNA-binding transcription factor activity, RNA polymerase II-specific.